AGGGCGCGACACCCGGAAGUGGCGGCUGGAGCGGGAGCGCUGAGUUGUCGGGCGGCGGGACAGCGGCCCCGAAUAGGGGGCGGGGGCGUUGGUCAUGUUUCCCUUCGGGCCCCACAGCCCGGGCGGGGAUGGGGCGGCUGGAGCUGAGGAGCCGCCGCCUCUCGGAGGGCCGGCGGCAGCUUCCAGACCGCCCUCUCCAGCUCCGCGGCCGGCGUCUCCACAGCGAGGAGCUGACGCGGCCUCUCCCCCGCCGGCCGCCGGGAGCUCUCGCCUCCCGGGCGGCCCCGCAGUGUCCCCGGCCGAGCGCGCCGGAGAGCUCGCGGCUCCCGGAGCUCUGGAGUUGUCCGCCGGCGCGGCGCAGGCCGAGCUGUCACCCUCCUCCUCGCCGCGCAGACGCUCGAGGCCAGACUGUAGGGCUGGCAGUCGGAGCCGGCAGGGCCUCAGCGCCGGCCUGGGCGGCCCCGGUGCCAGACUGUUCGGGUGGCUGAGAGAGCGAAGCCUCGGUCGCGGGCUGUUCGUGGACCCGGCUCGGGACAAUUUCCGCACGAUGACUAACCUGUAUGGUUCCAUCCAUCCCGCAGACUCGGUGUACCUCAGCACCCGCACCCACGGUGCUGUCUUCAACCUCGAGUACUCGCCGGACGGGUCGGUGCUGACAGUUGCUUGUGAACAAACUGAAGUUCUGCUCUUUGACCCUAUCUCUUCAAAGCACAUAAAAACCCUUUCUGAAGCACAUGAAGACUGUGUGAAUAAUAUCAGAUUUCUUGAUAACCGGCUCUUUGCUACCUGCUCUGAUGAUACCACAAUAGCACUAUGGGAUCUGAGGAAAUUGAACACCAAAGUAUGCACUUUACAUGGUCACACUAGCUGGGUGAAGAACAUCGAAUAUGAUACUAAUACAAGACUCUUAGUAACAUCAGGAUUUGAUGGAAAUGUCAUUAUUUGGGACACUAACAGGUGCACAGAAGAUGGGUGUCCACAUAAGAAAUUCUUUCAUACACGUUUUCUCAUGCGAAUGAGAUUAACACCAGAUUGUUCCAAAAUGUUGAUCUCAACAUCCUCUGGAUAUCUCUUGAUUUUGCAUGAUCUGGAUUUAACUAAGUCUUUAGAAGUAGGCAGCUAUCCCAUUUUGAGAGCAAGAAGAACUACUUCAAGUUCAGAUUUGACCACUUCAAGUUCUUCUGGUUCUAGAGUUUCUGGUUCACCUUGUCAUCACAAUGAUUCAAAUUCAACUGAGAAACACAUGUCUCGAGCCUCUCAACGAGAAGGAGUUUCACCACGAAAUAGUCUUGAAGUCUUAACCCCUGAAGUUCCUGGUGAGAGAGAUCGGGGAAACUGUAUCACAUCCUUACAGCUGCAUCCCAAAGGCUGGGCCACCCUUCUUCGGUGCUCAAGCAACACUGAUGAUCAGGAGUGGACCUGUGUCUAUGAAUUCCAAGAAGGAGCUCCAGUGCGACCUGUCUCCCCUCGCUGUUCCCUGCGGUUGACUCAUUACAUUGAAGAAGCGAAUGUAGGCAGGGGCUACAUCAAAGAACUUUGUUUCAGCCCUGAUGGACGAAUGAUUUCUUCCCCACACGGCUACGGGAUUCGCUUGUUGGGAUUUGACAAACAGUGCAGUGAGCUUGUUGACUGUUUACCCAAAGAAGCCAGUCCCCUGCGGGUGAUUCGUUCUCUGUACUCUCACAAUGACGUGGUUCUGACAACAAAGUUCUCUCCUACACACUGUCAGAUCGCCUCAGGGUGCCUUAGUGGACGGGUCUCUUUGUAUCAGCCAAAGUUUUAGGCACAACUUACAUCAAAUGAGGAACUCUUCUGGUGUUUGGCUUAUAAAUUACUUCAAUUUAGGUGAAGUAUUUUCUUUUUUAGAAGAUCUUAUAAGUUUGGAUCAAGAUCUUGGUUCUUAUGGGUCAAUGAACAUAUAUAUGUGUGACCCGAGUACUUGGCCUUCCAGUGUCAUCUGGGCAUCUCCAUUUCAACCACGCAGCCCUAUUCUGUCAGCAUUCCUUUGCUCCUGUCUGUGCCACUGAGCUUGGGUUUUCCUGGUCAUUUUGCAUGUGGUUCUUGUUCUCCCCAUCCCUGUCUCCACUGUUCCUCCCUGCCUUCUUCCUCUUUUUUGAUUUUGGUAUGAAUUUUAUGGACACUUGGCAGGAGCCUUGGUUGGGAUGAGAAAACCCAUGGCACUAGUAUUAAAUAAAACCCAGAAGUUGGAUGUUGGCACACUGGUUAUUGACAAAAUUCAUCUUCAUUUAUCAAUAUUCUUGGCCUUUAAAAUUGUUGUCAAAUAUUGAGCACAGUAAUGACAUUAUUCUCAAAACUGUUAGAAACUCUUGCAACAAGAUAUCUUUUUAAAGUUUCCUGUUAAAAUUAUACACUUUAUAUCUCAUGUGAGAUUUUGUUGUGAAAUUCUAGAAAAAUAUUACAACUUCUCUUUGUAAUUUAUUUUAUUUGUAUGAAUUUAAAAUCUCCAGCAUGUGUCUUUUCUUGGUAUUUUGUUCCGGUCAGCAGCAUUGGAGAGGAAAGGAGAAGUCCUAAGCUUGGUCAUUUCUGUUGUACAGAAGACUUAUUCAUUAGGUUGGUGCAGUAUCUGGCCAAAGAGUGAGGAGAUUAAUGUGACUUAGAUUGGCUAUGAUUCUUUUAAUCACACAGAUGAUGUGUUCAUAGUAAUGGAGUGGAGGAAAAUCAAGUAGAGAUUUUAUUGUGUUUGUUCCUUCAACCGGGAUGAGUUCUCAGUGUUAGAAAGAAGGGAGCUGUAGUCCUCUUUAAGCUGCUGUCAUAAACCUAGAGUCAGUGACCUGAAUGACACUGCUGUCUUGUGUUGGUUAUGGAAAGUCUGGGAGACAACGCGUAAGCACAGGCUGCUCCAAUCUUGAACGGGCAAUGUCCUGCCAGGCUCUGCUACAUUGGUUGGUUGGUUGACUGACUGACUAACUGAUUGGCACUAUGGUGAGAUAUGUUAGAAGCUGGAAUAAUUUAAGCCGUGCAGUAAUAGCCUUGUUCUCUUUGGUUACAUGCCCUUUAGGCCAUUGCUUCUCUAAUAUUAGGAUGAGGGCUGGUAAAAAGGGCAGGACUCUGGGCUGGACCUUAAGACUGAUGUAGUCAGGGAAAGGACAGGACUCUAUGUAAAUGGAACCUCAAAUCUGCAUACAGGUGGCCUCUAGGUUGUAGUUUAAAACACAACUUGAAAUGAUAUUUCUUUAUCCAUUUGGUGCUUAAUAUAAUUCCUACAAGAUGUUUCAUCUAUUUAAAUAUUAAUAAUCAAUAGUAGUAAUUUUAGAGUAGAAAAUAACUUUAAGCGAUAUCCAAUUCAUUGUUGGACAAAUGAAAGAAGUUACAUGAUUUGCCUAUGGCCAUACAAAGUUAGUGGUAAAGCCAGGGCUUCAAUUCAAGUCUCCUAAUUCCUUGCUCAGGGCAGUUUCUUCUGUAAAUGCUGGCUUUUAAAAACAUCAAUGAUUGUGGACAUUUUGUCUUUAGGUUAUAUUAUUGUAAAUAAGAUGAUAGGAUUGAAAAAGGAAGGCAUGGGAGUAGAUGCUGAGAGUUUCAUCCACAGGGAAAAAGUAUUUCAAUACUUACAGAAAUUUAGCAACCCAAAUAUAUGAAUAAACACAACAGUUCUCUCUGGUGCCCAUCAAACAGCCGUUCACACACCUGUAAGAGUUUGUGUCUCACUGAGAACAAUGUUAACUCUGGGACAGUCUCUAAGAAUCAACACUUCUUACCAUAGAUGUUGGAAAAGCUGGAAAUUUUGUAGUCAUUGAAAAAAACAACCAAGCACAAUGAAAAUCAUAGACUUGCUUGCCAUAGCUUUGAAAAAGGGGGUUUUGUUUUGUUUUGUUUUGUUUUUCCCAAAGAAGAUAGUUUGGGAGGAAAAUAUAGCAAUUAAGACCUUCACAAUUAAAAACUAUUAUGUAUAGGGAUUAAAUUGAUACUCAAAAGAAGAUUCCAUAAAUGGUACCAGUUUGUAAAGAGUUCUAUGUCAGAUGUUAUACCCACAUGUCACCUAACUCAAGCCAGGGAUCCUUGAAUCACUGUUGUUGAAUACCUACUAUGUGUUGAAGAAUGUGUCUGCUUUAAUAUACCACUGGCCCCUACAAAGACCCUUACAAGGUAGGUGGAAUGAGUGUCAAAUUAUGUUGAAAGUAGCAAUGUGUUAAAAAAUGAAGUGACUUGCCUGAAGCCACAGAUGGCAGUGGUGGCAGCACUGGAUUCAGACCGAGGUUUGCCUGUUGAUUUUAUUGCUGAGUCUAUACUUACUCCUCUACCGUUUUGCCCCUUAGUUCAUGAAGGAUGAGUUACACUGGUCUGCUAAUCUAUGUGCUUGAUAUCUUCUGCAAAUUUUUAUUACAAAGUUGGCCUCGUUCCCUUGAGUACUGCAAGAGCCAGCAAACUUAGCAGGGAUCCUUUGCCCUCCCUGAUGUGUAGUAAGGAUCAAGACAAAAUCAGAUGGUACUAGCCAAGGAAUUGAAUGGCCUUAGAAAACCUAUACUAUUGGGAAAUGUUACAUAUCUUAAGGUCCCUUUUUGUUUUUGUUUUUGGCUUAUUGAGACAGGGUUUCUUUGUAUAGACCAGGCUGGAUUCAAAUUCACAAAUGUCCACCCGCCUCUGCCUUCCAAGUGUUGGGAUUAAAGACAUGUGCCACCACAGCCUGGUCUGAGAGUCUCACUUCACUAGUCUAAAACUCUGGAUUUUUUUUUCCUGUCUUAUUUAAUCAUUUUUAUUAUAAUUGGCAGAAAUAUAUUUUAAUUGAUAAUGGAGUUAAUACUGUUGGUGAGUAAGUCAUUUUUCUAACUAAAAGCUUCCUUUGGAAGAGUCUGUUAACGGAAAUGCUAUGUUGAGUGACUUGUAGAUGUAUCAAAUAUAUAGUAGUUGCUUAUUUUCAAUCAUGAAAUGAAGAGCUAAAGUAAGAAACUUCUACUUUAAAAAAAUGUGAUCACAACUUGGGGGCCAGGGGAAGCAUAUGCCUUUAAUCCCAGAAGUGGAGAUGCAGAGGCAGGAGGAUCCUCUCUGAGUUUGAGGUCAGCCUGGUCUACAUAGUAAGGUUCUGGGCUAGCCAGAGUUAUACAGUAGACCCUGUUCAUUAAAAAAAAGAAAAAAAAAAGUCUUUUUUUCCCCCUCAGAACCCAAAGCAUAUGUAUAUUUUGUUUUUUUUUUUUCUCCUAAGAAGGCAGCAUAGCAAAAAAAUUAGGAAAACAACACAAGGAAAAUAUAAAUUUCAUAUUCUUUAGUCCUACAUCGAGGACCAAAUCAUGUCAUACAGUUUUUAAGGCUGUGUCCUCUAGAAGGUGAGAAUAAUGAAAAUACAUUAAGAAUCUUUUAGAAGGCGGGUGUUUCCUCUCAAUAGAGUAUGCAGCCAGUGUCCAUAAAUGUCUGUUAUGCUUGACUUUUAUUUUUAUUUAUUUUUUGAGACAAGAUUUCUCUGUGUAGCCUUGGCUGUCUAGGAACUCACUUUGUAACCCAGGCUGGCCCACAAUUCAGACUUUCCCUUGCCUCUGCCUACCAAAUGCUGGCAUUAAAGGCAUGUACCACCAUACCUGGCUUUCAUUUGGCUUUUAUGAAAGCAGGAGACAUGGCCUGAUAAAUUUCUGAUGACAAUCAUCUUUAUUCUGUGACCACUGGUCUUGGGGUGCUGUAAAAGUCCACUCAGUAACACCUUCUGUUGGUCACGAAGGAAUCCAUAUAUGUGACUUCUGUUUGGAUAACUAAUGCAUAUCUUUUAAGUGCCAAAAUUUUGAAUUUUCAGUUAUUUUUUUGAUGCAAGUCUCCUUAGGAAUGGUAGUCUACCUCCCUGCUUUUUUAAACAGUAUGCUCAGUCUAAUUUACUUCAUCAUGAAGUUAUAUUCAUGAUGUUUUAUUCCAAAUACCCAAUGAGGUCUGAUACACGUAAAACAUUUCAUAGAACACAAAGGGCUAUAACAAAUGCGAGGAAUGUCCCUUAGUAAGUGAUUCCCUCAACGAUGUUAUUAUUUCCCUCAUUAUUAGCUUUAAAAAGUGUUUCAUGUCUGCAAAGUAAUGUAUUCAAUCAGUUUGCCUGUUUCUAACAGGCUCCCACUUUCUUCUGUGCUGUCUUCAAGUUAUGGGCUGUGACAUGAACUAACCAGUUCUGGUCAGUACCUACAAAAUAACUGGACAAAAGCUCCCAGUUAAAGGUGGAGCUACUUGAACCAAGUAAGGGAAGUAAGUAUACUCAGGCUGCUGCUGGAUUAAGAACUAGCUGAACUGAAGUAGUCUGGUGAUGACUAAGGCUCUGCCUCUGCAGGGGGUCCUUCAUGCUUCUAAGAACAAAGAAGAGUGCAGAAGAGGAAGGAAGGAAAAGGAAAAUCCAGGUAGGCUGAAGACUCUGGGAGAUGGCACCAAACAACCAUUAAAAUGUAUUCUUGAUUACUAUGUUAAAAGUCAGUUUAGUGACACUGUAGAGUAAGACUGAAGUACAUCCUCUAGAAAACUCCAGACUGCGUCAGUCCUGAGAACUGCUCCCCUUCAAAUGGUAAUGGAAGUCAGCACCAAGAGGAAACUCUCCAGUUUGCCUGUACGUUGCUGUCUCGAGUUGUAAAUAACCUGAGAGAGGUUUAAUCAAAAGUCCCAAGGCCUGGAGAGAUGGCUCAGCAGUUAAGAGCACUGACUGCUCUUCCAGAGGUCCUGAGUUUAAUUCCCAGCAACCACAUGGUGGCUCACAACCACCUGUAAUGGGAUCCAAUGCCCUCUUCCAGUGUGUCUGAAGACAGCUACAAUGUACUCACAUAAUUAAUUAAAAAAAAAAAAGUCGAAAGGAGUACAUCUCAUGUAGACAUCUUUUGAAUGUAUGUAUAUAUAAAUGUCACUAUAAGUGAUGCUUACCCCCAAGAAUAAUAAAGUAACAUUCAGGAUUUAGAUCUGGUCCCAAUCUGUACUUUCCCCUAUACAAAGAAUAGGGGAAUUUUAUUUUAAAUUUGGCUACAUCCUUCAUUUCCAAACUCUGUUAUUUUUUUUGGGGGGGGGGAGGGACCAAACUUUAGGUUUGUAUUUUUGGCAAGCUUGAAAUAUUCUAGUUAAUUUGCUGUCAACCAGAACACUCUCUUAGCAGGUUCUAAGGUGCUGUUGGUUCUUCUGCUAGACUGUGCGCUCCUUGAGGGCAGGGCUAUCUUUAUUCUUGUAUCCACGGUGCCUGGGGUAGUAUCUGACAGAGUAGUUGUUCAAUAAACAUCUGUUGAAUGAA
Molecule: messenger RNA, 7189 nt
Organism: Mastomys coucha (southern multimammate mouse)
Lineage: Eukaryota; Metazoa; Chordata; Mammalia; Rodentia; Muridae
Gene: Dcaf10
Product: DDB1 and CUL4 associated factor 10
Exons: 7
Coding region: 95-1783 (562 amino acids)
Cellular component (GO): Cul4-RING E3 ubiquitin ligase complex
Molecular function (GO): protein binding
Source: RefSeq, a predicted model, not a curated record